UGCUGAGGCACAGGAAACAUUAUCAAAACUGUACAGUUCAGUGAACAAAGAGACUCAGGAACACAUGAAAUCAAUGAGGGAAAUGGAACAGCGCUGCUGUGGGCUGACACCACAGAAUUAAACUGCAUUGGAAAGCAGGAGGCUUGAGGAGAGAGCCGGGGACGAGCGGGAGAAGAAGAUGACGAGGGAAUGCAAUCCCAGUGCCAGGAGAGGAAGAAGAAUGUGAACGAGGAGCAGCAGCAGAGACUGGAGAGGCACGUCCAUUGCUUUGUAUCCAGCAGAGGAGCUGUCCUUCCACACGCCGUCCAGCAGAGGGCGCUCCGGACGCGGCGCUUUGGCGACGUGUCUCUGUUCGAUACGACCGCGGCUCACAAACUAACGGAGUGAGAGGCGAAGAGAGACGGACAGACCAAGCGAGACAUGUCGGGGAACACGGAGAAGCUGAUCGGGCUGGCGGAGGAAGUGGCCGAGAAGGUCCUGCGCAGUACGAAGCGCUUGCUGCCCCCGGUGGCUCGGCUGUGCCUCACCAGCACGUUCCUGGAGGACGGAGUGAUGCUGUGUCUGCGCUGGGAGGAGCAGAGGAGCUACAUGCAGUCAGUGUGGAGCUGCGGGGCUCUGAUCAGCGGGGCCGUGUUCCUCAUACUGCUCAUCGGACAGCUGGUGUGCUCCGCGCUGGUCCUGUGUCGGAAGUGGGUCUGCUGGGCCUGCACAGGACUGCUGGCCUCUCUGAUGCUGCAGUUGAUUGUCUACCAGCUGAUGUUUGAAAUGUUCUUUCUCGUGAGGACCCUGGCGGUGGGCGGGGGGCUGCUCCUGCUCAUGGCGGAGGUGCACACGCAGAGUCGCUCGAUGUUUGCGGGGGUCCCCAGCGUGGCGGAGGGGGGGCCCCGGCAGUACAUGCAGCUGGGGGGCCGCGUGCUGCUGGUGUUCAUGUUCCUGACCCUGCUGCACUUCACAGUCACCAGCGCCUUCUCUGUGGUUCAGGACGCGGUGGGUACUGCGCUCAUGGUGCUGGUUGCAGUGGGGUUGAAGACCAGGCUGGCUGCUCUCACGCUGGUGCUGUGGCUCUGCGUGGUCAAUCUGCUGGAGAAUCCCUUCUGGAUGGUCGACGAGCUCGACUUCCUGCAGGACUUCAUGAGAUUCAACUUCUUCCAGACCCUGUCAGUCAUCGGGGGGCUGCUGCUGCUCAUCACACUGGGGCCGGGGGGGGUCUCGCUCGACCAGCACAAGAAGAGGUGGUAACUGAGGGUAGAUAAUACACAGAGAGAGAGAGAGACUGAUACAUAAUACACACAGAGAGACACACACCCAAUACACAGACUUACAGGCACAAUGAAAUGGGAACAGUGUCUAUGACAAACACACACACAGAUAGACACGCACACAGAUAGACACGCACACAGAUAGACACACACACAGAUAGACACACACAGAUAGACACACACAGAUAGACACACACACAGAUAGACACACAUACAGAUAGACACACACACAGAUAGACAGGGCUGGGAGAGGCUCUCCCUGUCUGUCAGUGCAGCCGGGCUGGGAGAGGCUCUCCCUGUCUGUCAGUGCAGCCGGGCUGGGAGAGGCUCUCUGUCAGUGCAGCCGGGCUGGGAGAGGCUCUCCCUGUCUGUCAGUGCAGCCGGGCUGGGAGAGGCUCUCCCUGUCUGUCUCUCAGGGGCUCUUGUUACCUUUGACUGUGGGGAUCGUUUCAUACUGAACACAGAGCCAGGGCUGGGGACUGUGGCAUUGCAUUUGAUUUCUGAUUUCAUUUAAACAACGAUUUCAGGGGUCUGUCUUUAUAAUUACAGGGGGCAGUGAAAACCAGUGGCUGGGUUACAGAUGAAUUUCCGAUUUAUUUUUAGUUUAGUUUUAAGAGUUUAAUGAAAGACAGCAUUGAUCUGAUGGGUGCUGCUGUUCAUCUGCUGAACUUGUGUAACAGAAUGCCUUGAGAGAUUGUAGAGUGCUCUUGUUUCAGGAAAGUAAUCUGGUGGGGUGAGGAGGGUUAGGGUUUAUUUCAGGGGUGGUGAGGAGGGUUAGGGUUUAUUUCAGGGGGAUGGUGAGGAGGGUUAGGGUUUAUUUCAGGGGUGGUGAGGAGGGUUAGGGUUUAUUUCAGGGUGGUGAGGAGGGUUAGGGUUUAUUUCAGGGUGGUGAGGAGGGUUAGGGUUUAUUUCAGGGUGGUGAGGAGGGUUAGGGUUUAUUUCAGGGUGGUGAGGAGGGUUAGGGUUUAUUUCAGGGUGGUGAGGAGGGUUAGGGUUUAUUUCAGGGUGUUGAGGAGGGUUAGGGUUUAUUUCAGGGUGGUGAGGAGGGUUAGGGUUUAGGGCUUGUAGAAACGGUUACUGUAACUGCUUGUUUGUUUUUAGGCACAUUUAUUUAUUUAUUUAUUUACAUAAUAUAUAAUAAAAAUGCAAACAGAAAGUGUGUCUGCUCUUGUUCUGGUUUCAGGGGGAUCGAUAUGAAACACAGCUUUGUGAAAUGUCCCUCCAGUUAAACUCAAUGCCAGAGUGCUGUCAAACACACACACGCACACUGACACACACACACGCACACACUGAACGCACACACAUUGACAUACACAC
Acipenser ruthenus (sterlet) is the source of this 2576-nucleotide messenger RNA. Its product is annotated as surfeit locus protein 4-like. Gene Ontology annotation, biological process: Golgi organization. The transcript is spliced from 8 exons. Bases 421 to 1239 code for a protein of 272 amino acids. Gene Ontology annotation, cellular component: endoplasmic reticulum; membrane; endoplasmic reticulum-Golgi intermediate compartment. The record is from RefSeq and is a predicted model, not a curated record. NCBI's taxonomy places the organism in Eukaryota, Metazoa, Chordata, Actinopteri, Acipenseriformes, Acipenseridae.